AUCCAGGUGGUGCUCAGGAGAGGUUUUUUCCCAGUAAAGAUACCUGGCGGCUGGAGAGGGGAAGUGAAGACUCCAUGACGCUUAGGAUCCAAGAUGAACUAGAAGCCAGUGCUCCAGUCCCCUGUGACCUACUGUGCUAUCAGCUGGAGAAGGUUCCAAAGGCCCCCACCAGCACUAACAGCCCCCAAUGCCCAUUCUUUUUCCCUCAGAUGCUCACAUAUAUUCUGAGCUUCCUGCCUCUGUCAGAUCAGAAAGAGGCCUCCCUCGUGAGUCGGGCUUGGUGCUGUGCAGCCCAGAAUGCCCUUCGGGAGCAACCAGGCCUUACCUCCCUGGACCUCCGCGGCUGCUCAGAACUGGCUGACGGGGCACUCUUGGCUGUGAGCCGGGGCCUGCGGCGCCUGUGGCACCUGAGCCUGAGGAAGCUGCAGCAGCUGACGGAUGCGAGAUGCUCAGCCCUAGGGGGCCUGCGGGAGCUGCAGAGCCUCGACAUGGCCGAGUGCUGCCUGGUGAGAGGGCGGGAAUUGGCCCAGGCCCUGGGCUUGGUGUGCGGAGCUCCACACCCACUGGCCUCCCUCAGCCUGGCCUACUGCUCCUCACUCAAGGAUGCCUCAGUGCUCUCCCUGAUGUCAGCGCUAAGCCCAAGCCUCAGGGUGCUAGACUCAUCCUCCUGCGUGGCCCCUCACCAACCAGACCGUGCAGGCCAUCUGCACCUACCUCACCCACCUGUCAGUCCCGCGCCUGGCUUGGUUGAGGAGACUCUGCAGGGGCCGCAGGUGCGGGACCCUCGAGGUCAUGGUGGGCGGGGAGGCCCCUGGGCUCAGCUGCCCUCCUGCCCCUCCUGCGCCUGUCUCUGGGAACAGCUGAGGGCGAAACUCGGGAGGAAUCUGGGAAGCAGGGGCUUCCUCUCACAGCCUCCCCGAGAGCUGGGCAUCGGGCCUCCAGCCCCAAAAGGACCCUUCUCCCUGGCCACAGGUCCCGCCCCACUCAUGCUGCAGACCCUACGGGACUUGGACCUCACAGCCUGCAGCAAGCUGACUGAUGCCAGUUUGACCAAGGUGCUCCAGGUCCCCCAGCUGAGGUGACUGUCACUGAGCCUGUUGCCAGCACUCACAGACAAGGGCUUGCUGGCUGCGGCCAGAGGCUGCCCCAGCGUGGAGCGCUUGGCGCUGAGUCACUGCAGCCGCCUCAGCGACGAAGGCUGGGCCCAGGCAGCCGGCUCCCGGCCGAGGCUGCAGCACCUCAACCUGUCCAGGUGCAGUCAGCUCGCGGAGCAGUGAUGGCCUCCCUGCGGAACGCUGGGUUCCACUGGGCAGGUGUGCAAGCAGCACCGGAUGGUAGGUGUGGCCAUGUGUCCUGGCAUCAGCAUGGCUUCCAUCAGGCGCUUCCAAGCCCAACUGCCUGAGGUGACCUGCGUCCAGUCCCGCUUCAUGGGAGGGGCUGAACUGACCCUAACACUCUGAGGCCAGGUCAGUAACCAGCCCUGUGGCUCAGCCUCUGUCACCUCCAGAGGCUCCAGCCCUGGCCUCUUGACCUGCAGUUUGACUCAGUGCCUCCCACCUCCCUCUGCUACAUGCCCCAGAGCCCCUUCCCCAAGCUAAAAACCCCUGUUCUAGGACUAAGGGUGGGACUAUAUCAGGGCAGCCCAAGGGGCUUCCUGCCCCAGUCUGCCCCACAGCCCAGCAGGAACCUUUUCCAGCUACAUGUCGCUGCCACAGGCCCCUGGAAAUGCCAGCUCCUGCUCUCCUGUCCAGGCCUGGGUCCAGAGGCCAGGCCCACAGGUGGGCUGGGUCUGGUGCUGGGAGGAACAGACCCUGUGCCUCUGGCCCUGCCUCUUCUCACACUAAGGCCUGUACUGUUCCCCACAGCCCUCCCAGCCCCCUACCAGCACUGAGCUUUA
Molecule: messenger RNA, 1897 nt
Organism: Balaenoptera ricei (Rice's whale)
Lineage: Eukaryota; Metazoa; Chordata; Mammalia; Artiodactyla; Balaenopteridae
Product: F-box/LRR-repeat protein fbxl-1-like
Exons: 6
Biological process (GO): SCF-dependent proteasomal ubiquitin-dependent protein catabolic process
Cellular component (GO): SCF ubiquitin ligase complex
Source: RefSeq, a predicted model, not a curated record